Messenger RNA from Penicillium alfredii, 405 nucleotides. Its product is annotated as import motor complex subunit PAM16. Lineage: Eukaryota; Fungi; Ascomycota; Eurotiomycetes; Eurotiales; Aspergillaceae. Gene Ontology annotation, cellular component: TIM23 mitochondrial import inner membrane translocase complex. The coding region runs from base 1 to 405 and encodes 134 amino acids. The transcript is spliced from 2 exons. The record is from RefSeq and is a predicted model, not a curated record. Gene Ontology annotation, biological process: protein import into mitochondrial matrix.
AUGGCUCAUCGCCUCGUCACCCAAGUUGUCGUCACCGGAGCCCGCGUCUUCGGCCGCGCCUUCGCCGAAGCCUACAAGCAAGCUCAGGCGUCGGGCAAACAUGCCGGUUCGAAGAAUGGAACCGGCAGCUUCACCAGCUCCGGUCUGACCCUGGAUGAAGCAUGCAAGAUCCUGAACGUCAAGCCGCCGGCCGGCGGCGAGGCCAACAUCGAGGCGGUCAUGGAGCGAUUCAAGAAACUGUUCGACCUCAACGACCCGCAGAAGGGAGGUAGCUUCUAUCUCCAAAGCAAGAUUCUGCGGGCACGCGAGCGCAUAGAGAUGGAGGUGCGCGAGGCAGAACGAAAAGCCGCCACCGAGAAGGAGCUGCGUGAAGGCUGGAACCCCAAGGUCUACAAGGACCAGUGA